This is a messenger RNA of Pseudophryne corroboree (corroboree frog), 954 nucleotides long. RefSeq names its product ATP synthase peripheral stalk-membrane subunit b (gene ATP5PB). The record is from RefSeq and is a predicted model, not a curated record. The coding region runs from base 116 to 868 and encodes 250 amino acids. Gene Ontology annotation, biological process: proton motive force-driven ATP synthesis. Gene Ontology annotation, molecular function: proton-transporting ATP synthase activity, rotational mechanism. The transcript has 7 exons. NCBI's taxonomy places the organism in Eukaryota, Metazoa, Chordata, Amphibia, Anura, Myobatrachidae.
GCGUGUCUGGCGCCAUCUUGGUUCUUUGGUCGCUGUCAGGGACACUGAGGACACCGGAGUGACCGGAGGAGGCUGCCCCCAUAUCUGCAGAGCACCAGCACACAGAGCCGGUAUCAUGCUUUCAAGGGUCGCCCUGAUCUCGGCCUCUUCUUUGAAGAAAUCUGCUCCUCUCACAGUGUGUGUUCUGAAUACAUGCAAGUCUUUUCACACUGGACAGCCUGCCCUGGCCCCUGUUCCUCCUCUACCAGAGAAGCCAGGAAAAGUUCGCCAUGGGCUGAUUCCUGAAGAGUUCUUUCAGUUCCUUUAUCCGAAAACAGGAGUCACAGGUCCGUACAUGUUUGGCACUGGUCUCCUUGUCUACCUCCUGUCUAAAGAAUUAUAUGUUAUAAAUCAUGAAACUGUUGCAAUGCUUUCUAUGGGAUGUGUUGUUGUCUACUCUGUCAAGAAGUUUGGUCCUAAAAUGGCAGAGUUCCUCGACAAGCUUAACGCAGAAAAAGUUUCAAAAGCUGAAGCUGUGAAAGCUGCGGCUAUAAAUGACCUUCAAACUUUUAUUGAUGGAGAAAAGAAAGAACAAUGGAGAGCUGAAGGGCGGCACUAUCUGUUUGAUGCUAAGAGGAACAAUGUGACCAUGCUACUGGAAAUAAACUACAGGGAGAGGCUGCUGACUGUUUAUAAUGAAGUUAAAAAGCGUCUAGACUACCAGGUGGCUCUGCAGAACCUUCUACGCAACAAGGAGCAGGAGCAUAUGAUCAGCUGGGUAGAAAAGAAUGUGGUGCAAAGCAUUUCACCACAACAGCAAAAAGAGAGUAUCUCCAAAUGUAUCUCUGAUCUGAAGCUUCUAUCAAAGACAAUACAAGCAAGCCCUUGAGACUUUUAUGUUGCAGCUAUGGACCCUGACAUGUUCAACAGCUGUAUUGUGCAGAACUCUUAAAUACAUAUUUCUAUACACUCUGA